Messenger RNA from Molossus molossus (Pallas's mastiff bat), 2223 nucleotides. RefSeq names its product fibroblast growth factor receptor like 1 (gene FGFRL1). Gene Ontology annotation, molecular function: fibroblast growth factor binding; fibroblast growth factor receptor activity. Gene Ontology annotation, cellular component: plasma membrane. Lineage: Eukaryota; Metazoa; Chordata; Mammalia; Chiroptera; Molossidae. The record is from RefSeq and is a predicted model, not a curated record.
GAUGGCAGACAAGGUGACCCCGAGGCAGGUGGCCCGGCUGGGCCGCACCGUGCGGCUGCAGUGCCCCGUGGAGGGGGACCCACCGCCACUGACCAUGUGGACCAAGGACGGCCGCACGAUCCACGGCGGCUGGAGCCGGUUCCGGGUGCUGCCCCAGGGGCUGCGGGUGAAGGAGGUGGAGCGGGAGGACGCUGGCGCCUAUGUGUGCAAGGCCACCAACGGCUUCGGCAGUCUCAGCGUGAACUACACCCUCAUUGUGACGGAGGACACCAGCCCAGCCAGGGAGAGCCCGGGGCACGAGGGCUCCUCCGGGGGCCAGGAGGACCCAGCCAGCAAGCAGUGGGCGCGGCCCCGCUUCACGCAGCCGUCCAAGAUGAGGCGCCGGGUGAUCGCCCGGCCUGUGGGCAGCUCUGUGCGUCUCAAGUGUGUGGCCAGCGGGCACCCGCGGCCUGACAUCAUGUGGAUGAAGGACGACCAGGCCUUGACACGCCCGGAGGCCAGCGAGCACAGGAAGAAGUGGACGCUGAGCCUGAAGAACCUGCGCCCCGAGGACAGCGGCAAGUACACCUGCCGAGUAUCGAACCGCGCAGGCGCCAUCAACGCCACCUACAAGGUGGACGUGAUCCAGCGGACGCGCUCCAAGCCCGUCCUCACGGGCACGCACCCCGUGAACACCACCGUGGACUUCGGGGGCACCACGUCGUUCCAGUGCAAAGUGCGCAGCGACGUGAAGCCGGUGAUCCAGUGGCUGAAGCGCGUGGAGUACGGGGCCGAGGGCCGCUACAACUCCACCAUCGACGUGGGCGGCCAGAAGUUCGUGGUGCUGCCCACAGGCGACGUGUGGUCGCGGCCCGAUGGCUCCUACCUCAACAAGCUGCUCAUCACCCGUGCCCGGCAGGAGGACGCGGGCAUGUACAUCUGCCUGGGCGCCAACACCAUGGGCUACAGCUUCCGCAGCGCCUUCCUCACCGUGCUGCCAGAUCCGAAGCCUCCAGGGCCACCGGUGGCCCCGUCAUCCUCAGCCACGAGCCUGCCGUGGCCUGUCGUUAUCGGCAUCCCGGCCGGCGCCGUGUUCAUCCUGGGCACCGUGCUCCUGUGGCUCUGCCAGGCCAAGAAGAAGCCGUGCACACCCACGCCGCCCCCCCCUGUGCCUGCACACCGCACACCGGCCGCGCGAGACCGUGGUGGGGACAAGGACCUGCCGGUGUCACCGGCCCUCGGCACUGCAGCUGGUGUGGGGCUGUGUGAGGAGCUUGGGGUCCCGGCAGCCCCCCAGCACCUGCUGGGCCCGGGCUCAGCUGCUGGCCCCAAGCUCUAUCCCAAACUCUACACGGACGUGCACACGCACACACACACGCACACACACUCGCACACGCUCACACGUGGAGGGCAAGGUCCACCAACACCAGCAUAUUCACUACCAGUGCUAGGUGGUCCGUGGAUGGGGGCCCAGACACCAUGGGGUGGGAGGCUGGGAGCAGAGGCCACAGAGGGGACACACAGGUGAGGGGCUCUGCCAGCAGCUUGGGCGUCCUUGCAAGGCAUAUGCACCCCCGGCGCACAUACAUACGUGACGUGCCCACACGCAGUCACACUGACCUACCAGACAGUCACCCCACCCUCGGGCCUGCGCCUGUGACCUUGCAGCCGGGUAGCGCCGGGCCUCUUCGUGAGGGAAGCCCUUGGCCUGUGAGGAGGAUUUCAUGGGGGCCACUGUCACCUCCCCAGUCUGGCAGGAGAUCUGAGAGGGACCCUGGCUUAGCAAACCAAAAACUCCCCACCCCUGCCUGCACCUGCCCGCCUGUCUCCCUGCCUUGGCAGGUGGGCGGCUAUUUUUGCCACCACCUGUCCUGGGUGUCCAGGAGUCCACCAGGAGGACCCUGGGCCGGGCCUUGGGCAUAGCAGUCCCAGGCUCUGUCCUGAGGCUGGAGCCUGGCUGGGAGUGACUUGCUCCCCCAGCCUCCCACUGCCGGAGAGAAGGGCCUUGAUAUUUAUAUUUAAGAAAUUAAGAUAAUAAUAUUAAUGAUGAAAGGAGGGCGGGGCCACAGGGACCUGGCCUCUCCCGGGGCCCAUGACCCACCUGGCCUUGUGGCCAUGCUGGGUGUCCACCUCGGGGACCGGCACCCGUUGCCCCACUGCCUGAGGCGGCCCUAGACCUCUGUAAUUUUAUAUAGAGUUUGAGCUGAAGCUUCGUAUAUUUAAUUUAUUUUGUUAAACAAGAAA